GUGCAGAAGGCAGGAACACUUUGUACCACCGGCGUUUUAUUUAGCAGCAGCAGAAGGUCGUCUGUAGUUGUUCGGUACUUGACCAAAUUUUACACCAAUAACUACAAUAUGUCGUCAACUUUGUAGCAGAAUUGUUGUCUGAAAUGAGGAGUAACUCGAAGUUUGCUGAAAAAGUGGGAACGCGGCUGUAGGUCGUGUUUGUUCGGACUCGUUAUGAACCUUUGCUAGGUGGCUAACGUUAGCGUCUAACCGCUGUACGUCAGCUGCCAUUAGUUACGGCGCGUCAACGCAGAAAUCGAGAGGAGAAGCCGUCAAAGGAAGAGUUAUCAACCAACUAGUGAAUGGUAUUUUCCCUUCAGAGUCUUUGUAAACGUUACGUGUCAACUGAUAGAGCAGCCGGACUGAUACAGUGGUUUGGACUGGGUCCGGAACCCCCCUGUGUCUUGGACCUGAUCCGGGCUCGGCUCCAUAAAGUCAGGAUCUCCCUUCCUUGACCUCAGUGACUGGUUUGAUGGCAGCCGCGGCUAGUGCCCGGAGGUUACCCAUGGGUGUGCGGACAUUCAGUGACUUUCUCCAGAUUGCCACUGUGGGGUCUCCUCGCUCCAGUCGCACAGUUUUGCAAAGAGGAUGUGUGAGACAAAACAUCAGGCACUUGUCAUCAUGUGGCAUUUUAAUGACAAGAACUCCCAGAGUGCUUUGCCUUCAAGAGUGGGACACAAUGACCACUGUUCCCCAAAGCAGAAACUUCAUCAGCCUUACCAACAAAAGGAAGGAGUACUCCGAGCGUAGGAUACUUGGGUAUUCUAUGCAGGAGAUGUACGAUGUGGUGGCCAAUGUUGAUGAUUACAAGCAUUUUGUGCCAUGGUGUAAGAAGUCCCAGACCAUUAUGAAAAGAGCAGGUCACUCUAAAGCCCAGCUUGAAGUGGGUUUCCCUCCAGUGGUGGAACGAUACACAUCUAUGAUCACUAGUGUCCGGCCUCAUUUAGUCAAAGCUGUGUGUACAGAUGGAAAGUUGUUCAAUCACCUAGAGACGAUAUGGCGCUUCAGUCCUGGCAUUCCAGGUUACCCUCGUACCUGUACAGUAGACUUUUCUAUAUCCUUUGAGUUCCGCUCUUUGCUGCAUUCCCAGUUAGCCACCAUGUUCUUCGAUGAGGUUGUGAAGCAGAAUGUUGCUGCGUUUGAGCGGCGAGCCGGCAAGCUGUAUGGUCCAGAAACUCGUAUUCCACGAGAGCUUAUGUUUCAUGAGGUGCAUCAGACGUGAGCUGCGCAGCUGUACGUCCUCAUUAGGCCUUAAAACCGUACCAACAGUUAUUCCCUUUAUUUUUCACCAACCUGCAUGAUGCUACUUCUCUGUUUUUCAUUUCAAGUCUCCAUCUAUUUAUUAAUAGGUCUCAUCGCUGCUCCUGAAGAUGUAAAACAUUCAGCUGUUGUUAGCAUUAUGGUGGAUUUAUUCCUGCCUUGUCAAAUUCCUGUUCAUGGCCCUUGUUUUUGUUUAGUUUGUCAGUUUUUUUUUUUCGCUACCUCCACUAAAGGGAUCCUUGUUUGGCAAAAGGAGCCCUUGCUCUAUGGCAGUUACAAGCUGUACUAAUGUAAACUAAACAGCGAAUGACUACUGCAUGGUGUUAUCAGUAAUAGUCAACUAUGAUUUUACAGUAAAUGAGCUGCACAACAACUGCAAAAAAAAAAAAAAAAAAAAAAUCACUCUUAUUUUUGUACAAGACACCCAUUGAUGCUUAUUUUUGCUCUUGACUGGGAACAGGUCACAUACGGUGACUUUAAAGGACUGGUCUGUAGGAUUUAGUGGCGUCUAGAAGUGAUGUUCCAGAUUGGAACCAGCUAAACAUUGUUGUUACAGAUGAUCAUAGUUUAAUGCAGAUCUAAUUAUUCCAUUGUAAAUAAAGUUUUCUAAAUGUUACACACCGGUCCCUUAACGUUAUUGUCAGACUGCUACAUCAUAUUUUAUUUAAGUUACAGUGUGAUCAACUUUUCAUUACACCUCAGCACAGAUCAUUUAGAAAAGCUUUUUCUUUGCCAUUACUCUUAUUUCAAAGGGAAAUUUUCAUCUUUUGCAAAGUUGGUGAAAAAUAAAAUUUUUAAUUUAUUCAGCAGCGGUUAUCUGCAGAGUAAUGUUUUAUUGGGAUUACAUGUGCCAUGUGUUAAGAUGAGCUGUCUCAGUUGGGAGACAAUAUAGUCAAACAUUUUCCAAGGGGAAAAAAGUCAUGUUAUGUUAGCAGUGGCCUCGAAUGAUUUGGAGUUUGGGGAAUGAAGCUUUAACUUGGCUGUUAUGCUGUGGAUUGCUGGAUUUUGUUUUAGGCCAGCCAACUCAAUAAUGCCUUAUUUUACAGCCCAGCUCCAGGAACUAUCAAGUGAUUAACAGAAGCGAGGGAAUGUGAUGUAGUUUUGCACAACUAAGAGCACCUGAAAUUCUAAAAGUGGUUAGUUUUAUUAUAUUUUUAAAAUUAAAGUAUUAGCAUGGGUUUUCAUUUUCUACAAAGCUGCUUCACGUAACGGUUGAAAGGUGUUUUUGAUAUCUUUGAAAUCUAAAAUAAAGUGAAAUAACUUGGCAUCCUGUGAAUUGAUUAUGAGCACACACCUCUACCAAGUCCACAAUCUUGUAACUCAAACAAACGCCCUAUUUUGUAAUUUUAGAAGAAUUAAGAUAAAAUCUAGAGUUGUUACUGGAGGUAACAAUUCAAUUAUUUAUUCAAGUGAAAUGUGUUCACCUCUGCUGGUUUUAUUUUGUCUUAUCUUCAGAAGAACAUCAGGAGGAUGUUACUUGUCUGACUUGCACCUUCUUAGUAAAACUAUACACUGGUGGGCUGUAGAAUAAAACAUUAUCAUUUAUCAUCGUGAGUUUCAUGCUUAGUUUUAGUUAAAUUUUCUUUUGUUAUUGUAACUUUAUUAUUGAUGCAUGGAUGUAUAAAUGUAACAAACAGGUUUUCACAUUUUACCCAUUGCAUUGUUUGGGCAUGAUGAUAUUUUCAGAUUCAUAUUUCACAUCUGUUAUAUGAACAGUAUAUUUCAUAUCAUACUGUUAACUGAUUGUACUAGUGACUUUUAGAUGAAUCUAAUCAUUUUUGCUGCCAAAGGUCACCCGAAAAACAAAUGUGUACACCUGCCUCGGGGGCAAAUCAUUAUGUCAAAACAAUUCAAGUCGUAUACUUAAAAACAACUUUUGGGAUUUUUAAAGUUGAUGUGGUUUAGUAUAAAAUGAUUUGAAAUAAAAACACAUAAAAGGAUAAAUACAAGUGCAUGAGGAAUGUGCAAUAAAUUAAUUUGUGAAUUGCACAUAACAUUUUAGCAGCAGAAUAUUUAAUGCCAUUUUGAGUGUUCAUAAGCCAUAAUAAAGAGAAAAAUGUUGGUUUUGCAGCAUAAGAUGCAUCUCUAAACCUUAAGUAUCCUUUUUUUUUUUGGGGGGGGGGGGGGGGGGGGGGGGUUGCUGGGUGCUAUUUCUCUACAGCAGAUAUAAUACAGAUAUGUUUUCAGAGGGCAGUAUUUAAAAGUAUUCUAUGAUCACAUCAGCCUUCCAUCCCUGCUGUACAUUUCUGCCUCUGCAUUCAGGUAUACAACUGGUUUUUAUUCUAACAAGGUUGGAGAAAUGACUCACUGACAGUUGCACAAGUAGAAAACAACUGCCUUUAUUUUACAGUCUGAUCACUUUUUCUGUUGCUGGCUAAAUGACUCUUGUACUGUAAAUAUUGUGGGUGUGUUUCAGAGUGUUAUUUAAAAUAAAAAACUUAAAAUGU
Molecule: messenger RNA, 3746 nt
Organism: Sphaeramia orbicularis (orbiculate cardinalfish)
Lineage: Eukaryota; Metazoa; Chordata; Actinopteri; Kurtiformes; Apogonidae
Gene: coq10a
Product: coenzyme Q10A
Exons: 5
Coding region: 512-1261 (249 amino acids)
Biological process (GO): cellular respiration
Cellular component (GO): mitochondrion
Molecular function (GO): ubiquinone binding
Source: RefSeq, a predicted model, not a curated record